GUCGUUUCGAAGAAACGCGCAACCAUGCCGCCAAAAAAAGCUGCGGGUGCUGCACCCAAGGCCGCGAAAGCUUCCACCACAACCAAGGCUACCGCUACAAAGAAAGCCACCGUCACAACCACCAAGGGGCGCCCUGCAAAAACCAGCACUGGUGAUAAAAAGACCACCACAGUGAAAUCGACUAGUGCUACAAAAACUGCUCCGACGAAACCGCGCGGAUCGAAGACCGCUAGUACCGUACUCGCUGCACCUACUAAGAAGCGCAAGGCUGUUGCUAGCGAUGAGGAGCUGGCACGUGAACCGAAAAAGGCUCGUGUAAUUCAGCCUCGUGUUAUUAAACCAAAGCCAAAGGUUGUCAUCAACCAAGCACCGACCACUCGACUGAACGUAUAUGUUUGCGGUGAGGGUAGCUCGGGCGAACUCGGUCUUGGGGCCGCAAAAAAUGCCAUUGAUGUGAAGCGGCCGCGCUUGAACCCACAUUUGCCUGCAGACAAGGUGGGUGUUGUGCAGGUUGCAGCGGGUGGCAUGCACUGUGUCGCCCUUACACAUGACAACAAGAUCCUUACUUGGGGCGUCAACGACCAAGGCGCACUCGGGAGAGAUACUGCUUGGGAAGGCGGUUACAAAGAUAUUGACGACAACAAGAGCGAUUCCGAUUCGGAUGACGACGAUAGUGGACUCAAUCCCCACGAGUCGACUCCGACUGCCAUUCCAUGCGAAUCGUUCCCGGACGGCACCGUCUUCGUUGAAGUUGCUGCUGGGGACAGCUCAAGUUUCGCUUUAACCGAUGAAGGCCAGGUCUAUGGCUGGGGAACAUUCAGAAGUAACGAUGGAAUUUUGGGGUUCGACGCCACCAAUAAAGUUCAAUUGACUCCAACUCUCCUCCCAUCCUUGAAAAAGAUCAAACAUCUGGCCUGUGGCGAUAAUCAUGUUCUCGCUUUGAAUGACAAAGGCGCUGUCUUCUCUUGGGGGUCAGGCCAGCAAAACCAAUUGGGUCGUCGUAUCAUUGAACGUAAUAAGCUGAACGGUCUUCAACCGAGGGAAUUUGGUCUGCCAAAGAACAUUGUGCACAUCAGUUGCGGUGCUUUCCAUUCAUUCGCUGUGCAUGCAUCUGGUAAGGUUUAUGCCUGGGGUCUGAACAGCUUCGGGGAAACAGGCAUACGAGAAAGCGCCGGUGACGAUGAAGCUGCUAUUGUGCAUCCCACGGUUGUAGGACCGCUGUCUGAAAAGAAGAUCACUCAACUUUGUGGUGGGGCUCAUCAUUCUCUUGGCAUCACGGAUGACGGGCAGUGCCUUGUAUGGGGUCGGAUAGACGGUUACCAGACCGGCCUGAAGAUUGACACACUACCUGAUAACGUCGUUAUCAAGGACGAGCGUGGACGCCCCAGAAUCCUGAUCGAGCCCACACCAGUCCCUGGGAUAAACGCAAAAUUUGUCGCAGCUGGCUCAGACCAUUCCAUUGUCAUUGACGCUGAAGGCCGUCCCUGGUCUUGGGGCUUCUCUGCCACAUAUCAGACAGGACAGGGUACGCAAGAUGAUAUUGAGGUAGCAACCAUUAUCGAAAACACAGCUGUCCGUGGCAAGCAGUUGAACUGGUCUGGUGCUGGUGGGCAGUUCUCGGUUUUGACGGAGCCUGCAAAUGUCUAAGUAAAUGUAAAAUAACGCAACGCGCAUUUUUGCUAUUUCUCUUUUGAGUCAUCAUGUGCAGCAUGUACCACCAGACUUGUACUAGUCAAUUUUACUAGAUCACCCUUAAUAAUAAUACUUAAGUUUAUAAUAGACAUUGGUUU
Aspergillus wentii DTO 134E9 is the source of this 1790-nucleotide messenger RNA. RefSeq names its product RCC1 domain-containing protein. Gene Ontology annotation, cellular component: cytoplasm. Gene Ontology annotation, molecular function: guanyl-nucleotide exchange factor activity. Bases 25 to 1647 code for a protein of 540 amino acids. NCBI's taxonomy places the organism in Eukaryota, Fungi, Ascomycota, Eurotiomycetes, Eurotiales, Aspergillaceae. The transcript is spliced from 2 exons. The record is from RefSeq and is a predicted model, not a curated record.